AUGGAUGGUGUCCACCCCGUCACCAUCCUCCAUAUUAUCGUAUUAGCUCCCGUCUGGGCCGGCAUCAUUACUCAUCUAGAUGUACGGACUACCGCCACGUGGUGCUUCAAGAGCAUCGCGGCUGCUGUCAUCGGAGUCGUCGUGGGUAUUGGGGUCGGCUCCUUUGUUCGUGCCAUAGUCUCGGCCGAUUUGGUACAGUACGUGGGUGUAGUAGUUAUGAUACCAUUUGCUAUGCUCGUGGCCCUCAGCGAGCCUUCGACUGGCUGUAAGCUUGCGAGCGUCUACCGCUACGACGUGGCGCUGGUGACCGCAUAUGUAGUCGUUGCAUUCGGCCCCGGCGAUUUGUUCAUCCGAGCACUUGUAAUUUUUCUGAGUUUUGCUGCGGGUUCAUUGGUACCGUGGAUCCUCACACUGUUCGUUAACGCUGCUUGGGAGACCCCUGGAGCGACAGCCCCGGCCCUGCCAGCAUUCGCGAUUCGCGCUGCCAACUUCUUUGAGAUGCUGUCCAGCUUAGCAAUGACAGGGGAGAGCCAGGCUGAGUGGCUCGAUAAGGAGCGACUUGAAUUUGAGAAGGUGUGGAGAGAAGCAUUGAGUGUUGUGGACAUGGGCGCCCACAUGCGAGCAGUCAUUUAUCGUAUGGCUGCUGAGCUCUUUGCUAUGCGGAAAACUAUACGGGAAGGCCUAUACAGCGACGCCAUUGUGGAGAUUAUGUGGAAUGCAUUGUUGUCGGACAUUAUUGAGUUGCGGUUGCAAGUAGUAUUCUGGCUGAGAACGUUGACUAGAGCGAGGAAUCGAGACCCCAAGGAGAUGGAGGGACCUCACUUGAAGGAGAGUGCGGCGAAGCUGGAGGCAUUGCUUUUGGAGAAGUCAUUGGAGUAUAGUCGUAUGCAAGUGUCGGGGCGGUCGAGGAUAGUGCCUGCAGAGGAUGUGGUGCGCUUUCAGUAUGCAUGCUCAGCUAUGACCAGGUUUGCCGUGCUGGUGCAGGACUUUCAUGAUAUACAGCGGGAAAAGGAAGAAGAAAUGGACAGAUGUCGUGGAAUUAUGGGGAUGAGUAGCGUUGUGGAGUACUUGAAGCGUGUCUCGAAGUAUUGGAAGAACUGGCUUCGCAGUCCGUGGUUUUCUAGAGGACCUUUUAGCGGUAAAAUAUCAUCUCGGCUGGCGUUCCCAGUUCGUCUUGGCCUCUCUCUCACCGUAGCAUGUGUACUCAUCAUCGCCUGGGCUAAGGCAGUGCCCUCUAUGGCCCCCCAUGCCCUUUGGGGCGUCUUACCUGUUAUGUUUUGCCUGGUCCCUACUGCUGGAGCAUCUCUGGUUAAGGGCAGUCGGCGGCUGGUGGGAACUAUACUGGCGUCUGGUAUCGCCAUUGCAUGUGUUGCUAUUCAUCCGCAUAAUAAGGAGGCGUUCUUUAUCGAACUUUUCGUUAUAACGUUCGUUGGUAAGCUAGCCAGUUUCAAGCCUAAAAUUGGCUAUGCUGGUUUAGUGUUCAGCUUCACGUGGACGAUAAUUGCAAUCAUGCCAGCGACCUUCGAUGGUGAUGAACCGUUCCAGUCGGUGCUGAAGUCGGCUCUGUGGCGGAUGGCCCUCACUAGCACAGGAGUUGCAGGGGCCACAGUGAUGUCGUGGAUUGUUUUCCCAACGUUUUCGACUUCUCGAAUGGAGCGUUUGACAGCGUGGGAAUUGGUCUCGCAAGUCAACUUGGUCACCACUGCGCUGGAGCAUCUGAUAGGAACUCACCAGCCAGUGGAUGGCUCGGGCCAGGAGGAGCUUGGGGAUGUCCUUUACCUUUCUAGUGCCGAACGACAUGCCUCGGAGUCGGAUGCCAGGGCGGAGGCAACUGUGCUGAAGAAAAUCAGAGCGGUGGGGCUCUCCACAUUACGAGUGUUGGACGUGCAAGGGGAUGUGGACCGGCUGGGUAGAAGCGCUAUUGUGGCUCAUGUUGCGAUGACUGACUGCGCCGCUCUGAUUGAGGAACCAGCUGCCGAAGAGUUACUGGAGCCCUUGAAAGGCCUUCUGUCGGGCAUAGUGAUGGCCCUGAAGGAUUCUGUUUCGAGAGUGGUAUUGUUCAUAGUGGACACGAGUAACCUCAUGCCAGAGGGACUGAGGACUUCAGCACACAUGCGAGACCCUGGAGUCCAGAUGCAACAGACAUACGACGCUUUUGUGAGGCUGAGGGAGAAGCUUAUUACUGUACCGCUGGAUGGCAACUCAGACCUGAUGGCUAACGUCCUCAGCUCUGGUGGUAUUCGCUUCUACCAUGCUAUCUAUACUCUGUCUUUAUUCAUAGAGGACUGGCGGGACAUCGAGUCUUCCCUGCGCGGGGUCGACGGGGGGCUUGUGGGGUCUGUGGAUGGCGUGGGUUGUGUAGGAGAAGGCAUUGGGAAUUUUUCGUAACGCCUCCCUUGAUUUUUUGCGACGUCUUUGUUCCCAUCAGAGACGCCUG
Molecule: messenger RNA, 2437 nt
Organism: Perkinsus marinus ATCC 50983
Lineage: Eukaryota; Perkinsozoa; Perkinsida; Perkinsidae
Exons: 3
Coding region: 1-2388 (795 amino acids)
Biological process (GO): malate transport
Cellular component (GO): plant-type vacuole membrane
Source: RefSeq, a predicted model, not a curated record